Molecule: messenger RNA, 531 nt
Organism: Myzus persicae (green peach aphid)
Lineage: Eukaryota; Metazoa; Arthropoda; Insecta; Hemiptera; Aphididae
Exons: 2
Coding region: 10-495 (161 amino acids)
Source: RefSeq, a predicted model, not a curated record
CAUUACUCUAUGCCUGGUUUUGAAUCCAUGAGACCACAUCAGCUGAUGUACAAUCUAUUUAUGCUACAUAUGUCUGAUAUUGAAAAAGAUUGCUUGGAGUAUGUAACAGGCUCAGUAGCAAGAAAGUUUUUGAGCAAAUAUCCAAGUCUAGGCGAAAAAGUUGGUAAUGUGAUAGGAUCUGAUUCCUCUUGGACCGAACAAAUGUCAAAAGGUAAUUUGAUUAAGCCUUCAAAAAGUAUGAUACAAGUGGCAAAAGUACUUGAAGUUGUUUUUAAUGAAUAUCAUACCAAAAACACACUGAGAAAGACUCCAGGAGUCAUGAAAAAUGUCAGAGACAUAUUAGUAAGUAAACUGCAGAAUAUAAUUGAUAUUCCAGUAGAAGUCUUAGAAUGUAUGGUACGCACGAGGACAUUCAUACGGUUAAAUAGUAUGAAUAAACAACUAAUGGACAAAGUUAUUUCUACAAAAAACAAAAUUAAAAAAUUUGUAUCGUAAUUUUUAAAUAUAUUGAUUGACCUAAUAUGCAUUGAA